AUGUCGAUGAUGUACACGCCAACACCUGUCACCGUUACCUUCCCUCGACCAAAAUGUUUCUGCCGCUACACCGCUGUCUCCAUCUACCCAAACCCACCAGGAGAGGAGGAUCCUCUGCUGAAAACCAACUGGGUAUACGAGUGUCACUUCACCCCCAAACAACGGGGCAUGGUCGUACCGGCUGUCUGUGACGACUGCGAGGAAGCACGACAUCGGGCAAACCGCAGGUCAAACGAGCUCAUGGGGUUCGCAGCAGAGUACGACCUACUCCCAUCAUCCUCUCAGGACUCAACAGCAACAACGACGGCAAGCAAUGCCAAGAAAUCUCGCCAGUAUAAGAGACACAUGGCUCCCAUGUACGACAACGUCGAACUCUGGCCUCGACCAUCAUCAUCGCCACCCGACCAUUUCUCAACAACAACAAACAACAAGGACAAUAAGUCACUCAUCGGAGCCAAUAUCGAUCACCCUUCGGCAUUCCACGGCCUGUCUCCACUGGACCACCUCCGCGUGUGUGGCUUUCAUAUGCACGCCUUGGAAUGGCACCAUAUGCAAACUGUGGGUAUCGACAAGAUCCUCCGUCUUGCAGACAAGACGCACUGUCCGGUGUUCAACCAGUCGGUCGUUCGAUGGCUGGGUGAGCAGAUCAGGAAACCCGUAACGUCGACCGGCACCAGCGCCAGGACAACUACAGGGACAAGCAGCACAGGUAUGCAGAGCGAGAGCAAGGACAAUGAUGCAAUGUCGAUUAUCAUGGGGAUGGACAUGAAGUUGUUCCACAAGAUGGGCUGUCUCUGCAAGAAGGAAGCUGCCCUAGUCAGGGCUCCUGUUCUUCCUCCACCAACUCCGUUAUCCUCUUCCCUCGCCAUUUCCAGUCAUCGGGGUGCUGCUACCAAUACGAGUUCGGUGCAGCAGGAGAAGCAGUUUUGGAUUGUUUGCCGAGCACGCGCAGAGGCCAAGUCGUCUUUUGAGAUUGUAGAUCGUGGAGGAAGUGGUGGUGAAAUGGGGAAUAGGAAUUUCCCCGGGUUCUUAGGGGCGACGACUACAUCAGGACCAGGAUCAGGAUCAAGAUCGAGCAGGAGAGGGAGGAAGGUGGUCCCUGCAGGGACUGGGAUGGGAUUACCGGGUCAGCUGUGUUCGUUUGGGGUUCCGUUGGAGAUUGCCAACUUUGGAUACAACCGGGUUCCGAUCCAUGCCAAAGUCGAGACCAACGCCUGGCUCUCACAGUGGCUCUUGCCUCCUACAUCUUUGCCACUUUCCCAUCCUCGCCCCAUUUACAUUUCGACUAGUUCGGAGCAGACGGUCACGGCUGUUAGGGGAUUGCCGGCGACAGGGUCGAGGUCGCAGCAGCCAGUCAUCUCAUCAAAACCAGGACCACUCGUGACUACGCAAUACCUCGAGCGGAAUGAAAGGCUGCGGUCGACUCCAUUUCUCUACAACGAGGACAACCAGAGUCAGAUUCAGGAACGGGAGGCGAGAGACCACAUCAGUGAUGAGCACAGUCGCCAACAAUUUGUUCGUUGGAUAGAAGAAGUUCGACACACCGAGCAGGCACCGGAAAAGUGCGACUUGAAGGGACUAGACGAUGAGCUGCAUGGUGCGCUGGCACAACAUGUCAAAGUACUAAAGUCAAGGAUACCAGUCGAUGAGGAGGGUUGUUCGUUCGAGAUGCAGGAAGACUAUGUAGGCAGUCAGUUCUACAAGAAGGUUGACAUGGACGCUACUCCGACUGUCAGAUUGCAACUGUGCAAGGACUGUAAACAAGGCGGACGCGAGUUUUGCGUUAUCCCACGCCAUCGCCACCACCACAGUCACCACCAUCCACCCCCUUCGCCAUCUCAUUUGAUACAACUGGAUGUCGAAAUGAAUAUUAACAUAGACACUGGAGUUGCUUGUCAAGUUGAGGCUGAGGCGGAGGUUGAUCAGGAGCUUAAGCGAGUUGACAAGGAGCUGGAGGAGGUGAUGACACGACACGCGGAGCAAGUUCAACGGAUUACGGAGGCUCGUUCGUGGUUGAUCCCAUUCUUUUUCGAAUGUGAGUCAUGCGAGUUGCGAGAGCUGGAUGUGGAUAUGCUCCCAUGCAGCCACAUGUUUUUGUGCGGGCAGUGUCUUGACUGCAUCGAGUUUUACGUCGUCCCUCAUGAGGUGUUGUAG
Molecule: messenger RNA, 2154 nt
Organism: Linnemannia hyalina
Lineage: Eukaryota; Fungi; Mortierellomycota; Mortierellomycetes; Mortierellales; Mortierellaceae
Source: the annotation of a GenBank genome assembly